Loxodonta africana (African savanna elephant) is the source of this 1373-nucleotide messenger RNA. Its product is annotated as olfactory receptor 8K3-like. The record is from RefSeq and is a predicted model, not a curated record. Lineage: Eukaryota; Metazoa; Chordata; Mammalia; Proboscidea; Elephantidae. Gene Ontology annotation, cellular component: membrane. Gene Ontology annotation, molecular function: olfactory receptor activity; G protein-coupled receptor activity; odorant binding. Gene Ontology annotation, biological process: G protein-coupled receptor signaling pathway; sensory perception of smell. Bases 426 to 1373 code for a protein of 315 amino acids. The transcript has a single exon.
UUCUGCUGUAGUGACAUUUUGGAUCAGAAAUUUUCUUAUCGUGUGGAGUUACCCUGCAUGUAGCAGAAACUUUAGUAACAUCCCAGGUUCCCAUUAGAUACGAGUAGUACCCUUCUCCUAGUUGCGACAUACAAAAUGUCUCAUGAUUGAUAAAUGUUCUUUGGGGAGCAAAUUUUAUCCAGCUGAUAACAAGUUAGAUUUCUUUUUCUUUCCCUCUUUCCUUCUCUCUCUUUCUAUCUUCAUGUGCCUAUGCUUUAUUUGAGGGAGGUGGGAUUAAUUUCAAAUAACUGUAUUGGAGGGUUUGAAAUUAUCUUAUUCAUUUAGCAUAUUGCCUUUGUGUGCUAAAAAUCCACCAGAUGCUACUACAUAAAAGCUAUUGACAAUGCUGAUGUCUCUACCCAGAACAGGUUUUCUGGUAGACCUAGAUGGAGAAACACAAUCUAACAGUGCUGAACGAAUUCAUUCUGACGGGAAUCACAGACCGCCCAGAGCUGCAGGCUCCAUUGUUCGGGCUGUUCCUCAUCGUUUACAUGAUCUCAGUGGUGGGCAACGUGGGCAUCAUCAUCCUCACCAAGAUCGACUCCAAGCUACAAACUCCCAUGUACUUUUUCCUCAGACACCUGGCUAUCACUGAUCUUGGUUAUUCAACAGCUGUGGGACCCAAAAUGUUAGUCAAUUUUAUUGUGAACGAGAACACUAUCUCCUAUUAUUUUUGUGCUACACAGCUAGCUUUCUUUAUUGUGUUCAUAACUAGUGAGCUUUUCAUUCUGUCAGCAAUGUCUUACGACUGCUAUGUGGCCAUCUGUAACCCUCUGCUCUACACAGUCAUCAUGUCACAAAGGGCAUGUUGGGUGCUGGUAGCAAUCACCUAUCUCUACAGCACAUAUGUUUCUUUUCUCAUCAGCAUAAAGAUUUUUAGUUUAUCCUUCUGUGGCUACAAUGUCAACAGUCAUUUCUACUGUGACAUUCCCCCCUUGUUCUCUUUGGUCUGCUCAAACACACAUGAAAUUGAACUGAUUAUUCUCAUCUUAUCAACUUUUGAUUUGAUUUCAUCCCUCCUAAUAGUUCUUGUAGCUUACCUACUUGUUUUUGUAGCCAUUCACAGGAUGAACUCAGCUGAGGGCAGGCACAAGGCCUUCUCCACCUGUGGAUACCACCUGACCGUGGUGGUCGUGUUCUAUGGGACUUUAAUCUUUAUAUACAUGCAGCCCAAGUCCAGUCAUUCCUUUGACACUGAUAAAGUGGCUUCCAUAUUUUGCACUCUGGUUAUUCCCAUGUUGAAUCCCUUGAUUUAUAGCUUGAGGAACAAAGACAUAAAAUAUGCCCUACAUAGAAUAUGGAAAAAAAUAUGUAAUAUCUGUUCCAUACUUUGA